Messenger RNA from Cavenderia fasciculata, 171 nucleotides. RefSeq lists its product as uncharacterized. NCBI's taxonomy places the organism in Eukaryota, Evosea, Eumycetozoa, Acytosteliales, Cavenderiaceae. The record is from RefSeq and is a predicted model, not a curated record. Bases 1 to 171 code for a protein of 56 amino acids. The transcript has 3 exons.
AUGAACUCAAAAAGAAAGGAUAGUGAGGUAUCGGGCUCGACCCGUACAGUUGGUGCAGAAUCUCCUUGGGAUUCCCCUACCUUUGAGGGUGUUGCUUUGUUUACAUCAACUUUUGCUGAUAACAAAAAGGGUUAUCCUCAUUAUGAUCAACCUCAACAACCACUUUUAUGA